Patiria miniata (bat star) is the source of this 1014-nucleotide messenger RNA. Its product is annotated as ficolin-1-A-like. The transcript has 2 exons. Lineage: Eukaryota; Metazoa; Echinodermata; Asteroidea; Valvatida; Asterinidae. Bases 1 to 1014 code for a protein of 337 amino acids. The record is from RefSeq and is a predicted model, not a curated record.
AUGGCAGAACAGGAAGCCGGAAAACACGUUUCUGAGUUGAUGAUAUUUUUGGGAGCGGUCAUUUUUGUCACUGGACACCCAUGUCAUUCACGCCAACAAAUCAUGUACGCCGCUGAGAAUCGUGCACUGCGAGGAUUUGCAUAUGCCAACAAAACUGUGCGAUCUCGUGUCAUCUGUGCAAGGGAAUGCAGCAUGGACGAACGUUGCAAGUCGUUUAACUUUGUCGGCUGCAAUAAAAUGUGCGAGCUGAACUUUGCCACAAGACGAGAGCAUCCCGAAGACUUCAAUACAGCUCAUCGUGGGAGUGUGUACUUUGAUGCAGAUGAGGACACACCUCUCUACUCACUGAUUGAUAGCUCCGCGAGUCGCUACAAAACUUGCAAAAUGCUCUUAGAUGCCGGUUAUCGUUCAAGCUGUAUCUACACUAUCUACCCAAAGGCAUUUGGCAACGACAGUCUGCGCGUCUACUGUGACAUGGAAACUGACGGCGGGGGAUGGAUCGUGUUUCAGAUGCGACAGGAUGGCAGUGUGGACUUCGACCGUACCCUGGCCGAGUACCAGUCUGGCUUUGGCAAUCUAUCCGGUGAGUUCUGGUUGGGCAACGAUAACUUGGUGGCUGUGAUUUCUGAUCCUUCACCAGGAUUAUGGCAGCUACGAAUUGAUUUAGGGAACUGGGAGGGUGAGACGGCAUGGGAAAAGUACGAAGAUUUCCGCCUAUCUCCUGAUACGUACAAUCUGCAGUAUUGGCAAUACGAGGGUAUUAAUACUAAUGGUGACUCCCUUAGUAAGGCUAAAGGACAACCAUUCAGAAAGUGUUCCCCCUCGCUCAAAGGAGCCUGGUGGUUCCCUCAGUCCUGUUUCCUUGGUGAUAUUGACAGUAAUUUGAAUGGUCAAUAUUACUUUGAUGCGAAUGCAGGGUAUGAUCAAGCCGGGCCCAGGCUGUGCUGGACAUUGCUGGACAACGUCUUCAUUGCGUACGCGUACGACGUCCGGUUUGGACUUCUGCUGCCGUAG